GAGCCGCGUGGGGAGGGGGCGGCUUCAUUCCCCGGGGCUGGAGGCGAGGGGGAGCCGGUGUCUGCGCCGCAGAAGCCUGCAGAGCACAGGGGCUGGCGGCUUCCCUGCCGGGCGGAGGAUGACCAAAGCCCCCGGCGGGCUGGAGCAGGAGGACUUUCCAGCUGGGACAGACCAUGAGCCAUGACUUGACUGCCUGGGACAACACGACCGAGAGCACAACGCCACUGGGGAGGCACCUGCCUGAGCCCAAGGGAAAGCCCCUGUGCCGGGCUCCCCUGCACUGCCGGUGGGAGUGCGCCGGCCCCGUGCUCAGUCUGCUCUGCCUGCAGACAGUGCCCAGCGAGGUGAACACGCAAGAUGGGUAUGUGCUGCUCCUCGUGCUGCUCUCCAUCUUCAUUGGAGGGACCCUGGUCCUGCUGUCCGGGAUCCUGAUUAUCUGCCGCCGGUGCUGCGAGACGGACCGCAGGCACUCCAGAGCCAGUGAUGACCCUGAGAAAACCAAUACCACCUACCUGGAUGACUCUCAGCCUCCGCAAGAGAUCACCAUCAAGGUGGACGACCCAGACUGCCUGUCAGCCUCCAGCUACCGGGAUGUGGAGACGGAGCGUUUCCUCUCGUCCAGCUCCUCCACCGGGCGCCGGGUCUCCUUCAACGAGGCCGCGCUCUUCGAGCAGAGCAAGAAGACCCAAGAGAAGGGGAGGAGGUACACGCUGACCGAGGGGGAUUUCCACCAUCUCAAGAACGCCCGGCUGACCCACCUCCACGUCCCGCCGCCCGCCCUCAGGAUCAUCACCAUCCACGAGUGUGAGUCGAGCGAGAACAGCCUGGCCAUGUCGCCCCGCCUGCCCCCACCCAAGCCUGGCCUCGCUAUCUUCCAGCCCCCAGGGGGUGCCCUGCCCCAGACAGCCCUGACCGCCCACGCCAUGUGCCCCAGCUCCGCCCUGCCUGGCGACACCUACAACUCCACCGUGGACACCAGCUUUGCCGAAGCCAGCCCAUCCAUCUCCUCCUCCUCUGGGGAGAGCCCUUCGUUGGAAGGGGCCGCCAGGAGUGCGAAAGGCACCGGAGCGGCCAGCGCCGGACCCGGGGAGCCCCCGCCACCCCCUCCCCAGGGCACCGUGCUGCAGUUCUUCACCCGCCUGCGGCGUCACGCCAGCCUCGAGGGCGCCAGCCCCUACUUCAAGAUCAAGAAGUGGAAGAUUGAGAGCAACCAGCGGGCGUCCAGCCUGGACACCAGAGGCUCACCCAAGCGGCGUCAGUUCCAGAGGCAGCGGGCGGCGAGCGAGAGCAUGGAGCAGGAGGACAGAGACGCCCAUCAGACGGGCAUCAUCCAGUACAUUGCCCGGACAGACGACAUAGCCUUCCGCCCCAUGGCUGGGCCCUUCCUGCCAUCCCCCUCCAGCCCCCCACCCUCUCUCGGCAGGUUAGAGCCAGCAGAGGCGGGCGGGGGCAGCGUCCCCGAGGCGCCCAGCACAGAGCAGCAGACCAUCUACCACGACAUCUGGAGCCUGCGGGCCUCCCUGGAGCUGUAUGCCUCGUCCGAGCAGAGCAACGACCGGGACUCCGUGCGCAGCGACGGGGGCGACAGCGUCUGCUCGGCCGGGGGAGGCUUCCCCGGCUUCCCCUCUUCCCUGGAGGAAGCCGAGGGCCUGGAUGAGCGGCCGUGGGCCCGGCCCAGGCAGGAGAGCGCGGAAGCAGAGCCGGGCACACGCAAGCUGCUGCAGAUGGACAGUGGCUACGCCUCCAUCGAGGCGCCGAGCCGGGCGGGUGAGGACGGGCGCCCCAAGGACCAGACGGCCUCGGAGAAGCGCAUCUGCUUCACCAGCGCUGGGCGCAAGGGCACCAUCUUCGAGAGCUUUGAGGGGCACGAGCCUGAGGAAGAGGAGGAGGAAGAGGGGGCGGUGGGGGGGCCGCUGCCCCACAGCCCCCUGGCCUGGUCCCCCUAUGGGCAGAUGUUCCCAGCCCGGGACGCGCUGCCCCGGCGGGACUACAGCAUCGAUGAGAAGACGGACGCCCUCUUCAACGCCUUUGUCCGUCACGACCCGCAGUUCGACGACUCGCCCCUGCGUGCCAAGCACCGCUCCCGCACCCACCUGCGCAAGCAGUGGCAGCGCUCCAAGCAGUACAGCGACCCCGGCGUGCGCUACCCACCCGCCCUGGAGCGCCACCGGACCCCGCUGCGCCGGGGAGACAGCCUCAACUACCCCCCGGACAGCCGCUACCACGGCACCCUGCCCCGCAUCAUCAGCACCGAGGAGGCGGGCGAGGCUGGGGACGGCUCCGCCAUGGCCGACGCCGACGCCAAGAUCCAGGUGAUAGAGGAGGAGCCGUCCGAACUGGCUGGGGACCCCAAGCUGGCUUCCGAUCCCUACGACGAAGACUGCCCUGGCAAUGGCCAGGGCCUGGGCUGCGUCCCCCAGUCCCUAGGGGCUGAGCUGAUGGACAAGAUCAUGGGGGGCCUCGGGGACAGGCUGUACGGGAACUUGAGAAAAUCGAGAGAGAGUCCGGAGUGUCUGGUGGCCGUGGCCUCUCCCGACCACAGCCCUGUCUAGGGGACAGGGGAGCAGACCAAGCUCGCUCAUCCACUGAGUCAGGCUUCAGGGCUACAACCCCUUCCACAGCUGGCACUGCCACCACGUUCAGGGCGUUCAAAGGGUGGCGGGGGGGGGGGUACGGAUCUGCCUGUACAGACGUGCCCCAUGCGAGGGGAUCGGGCUCUGCCUGGACGUUCCCGUCACCUUAGAAUGGUCCAGGGCGGGGGCAGGCUCAGCCCACCCCGUUUGAGUCUGGAGUGGGGGGUCCACUUGGAUGUACCCACUGCAUUCAAGGGCUUUGAAGGGCACAGAUCUGUGCAGAGGUACCCACCAUGUGGGUGGGAUCCUGGGGGGCACAGAUCCACCCAGAUGUACCUGCCCCAGGGUCGUGGGGGGGCACAGAUCCACCCAGACACACUUGCAGUGUGGGUGGGUUCCAGGGGGCACAGAUCCUCCCAGACCCACCUGCCCCAAGGGUGGGGGAAUCCCCGGUGAAGCAGCCCCUACCCCCAGGCAGGCCUGGCAGCCGGAAGGGGUUGUUACGGAGGCGAAGAAUGUUUGCCAAAGCAGGCGACUCUUGCACGGCCAGCAGGUUGGUUUUAAGGAACCUGUACUAAUAACCCCCAAACUCUUACCUCACGCCGUAGAGCUGUGUAGCACAUAUGACCCCCCCCCAAUCCUGGGUCACGGCCCCCUCCCCUGCACACCCCACGCCCCCCACCCUCCUCUCUCUCUCUCUGAUUUUUUACAAGCAAUAACGUCUCUGUCCGGAAUCGUCCUCGCAAAGAAGGGACUGGGGCUGGGAUCGGCGGUGCUGGGAGUGGAGGGGAAGGGGACAUGGGCCGAGCCAGCCCUGGGCUGGCGGCCUUCCCCUCCUUUUGAUUUUGUCCACACUGAAGGAGGAGGAGGGCAGCUCUGAAAUUGCUCGUGGAGGGAGGAGUCGGUGGGGGCAGCAAAGCAUGGGCGGGGGAGAUUGAGGGCUGGAAAGGUGCUGCCCCCCUGUGCCAGUCACUUCCCUCCUCCCACUCUGGGGAAACCUCGACCCAGGGCAGGGCUCUUGGGCUCUAAGCUGGAUGCUCUGGUGCUAGGACCUACGGGAAAGGAGGUACAGGGAGCAGCUGGAGAGGGGGCCCAGGGGGCGAUGGUCCAUAGGGAGGAAGGGGAGGGGGUGAAGCUGAGGCUUCCAAUCGGACAGGCCCUUCAGCAACUGCUGCUAGAAAAAUCUCACUCUCCAGGUGCCAAAUUGAGGGUGGGACAGACACCCAUACAGUGCCAUGAGGGGGCAGGAACUAGAGCCUAUCCCAGAUGUCACUGCUUCCUGGGGGGUUGGGGGGGUGCUUGUUUCCCAUUCCCCCAAAAACUAACCGGCUCCUCCUCCCUAUAUUACUGGGUCUAAAUGGGAGAAGGGCCUGGAGCUAGCAUGCCGGGGGGGGGGGGGGGGCCAAGGGGAGUCAGAUCUCCUAACUUCCCUUCUGCCCCCAGCAACCUUAUACCUGGAAAGCCAACCCCCCCCCCUUGAACUGCUCCCCCCUAUUCUCCCCCAGGGAGCAAAGCAAUGGGCUUUAUUUAUUAUUUAUUGAUUUUUAUAGAACUGGAUGGAUUUGCUGCUCCACAGGGGGGCGGGUUCAGCUUUUUAUUGGGUUUCGUUCAUGUCUCAAAGGAUGAGAAGCAAAAAGCUUUAUUAUCCCUAAGACUCGGUCAGCGCAGGGGAAGGUGUGGGGGGGAGGAGACGCCAGCCACAUGUGUAUCCCCCUCACACACCUUGGUGCUCUCGUCACCCCCGUUCCCGGCUGCGCUUCGACAUUUGCAUGCGAUCGAAGAGGCCGGGUCGUUCCUCUGCAGAGUCUGUCCAAAGCACUAACAUGAAACCACAACUCAGCCUUUUUAAACCUAUAAAGAAAGACCAAGUGUCGAGAGUUUGCCGCGCUUUGUUAUUGCCUAAGUGCCUUCCUCCAGCCCCCCAGACACGGCCAGCCCCGGCCCCUCGGUGGGCCAUUGUAAAUGACAUGGCCCAUGCUCCAGUGGCCUCCUGGGCAGCAUGAGGGGCACCAGACGGGCUCCCAGGGCAGGGAGCUGAUGGCAGAGGCAUUCGAGCUACGACUAAAGAGCCAGGUUUUGACAGGAAGGAGGGUGAGUCUUGCCUGGGGUGACUUCCCCAGGGCUGGGGCCCCUGGAACUUUCCAGCCUGGGGGGUCCAUUUGCUCUUGCUGUCAUUUACCCCACUACCAAGUGGGGGCUGUUCUGCUCAGGGGUGAACGAUGGCACAGCAACCCUGGCCCCUUAAACCCAAGGGGAGGGCUCCUUCCGCAAGACCCAUUUUAGCACAAUCCCAAAUUCCUGGGCCGGAAGCAGGGCUCUGGCCUAUGCUCUGGGGUUCAGACUCGAGCAGCCCAGGCCCUUCCAGCCGGCAGAAACUCGGGUGUGCACAUCCCCUCUCCCCUGCGACCCCUUCCAGAGCAGAACACACCAGCAUCAGAGCAAUCCCUGCAAGGGGGGCCUGGACGCACAAGGCCUCUAUAGGGGCUGAACCUGCCUUUCUAAGGCCGACCCAUCCUAGCAGAGCCCGGUUUGACUGU
Messenger RNA from Mauremys mutica (yellowpond turtle), 5110 nucleotides. RefSeq names its product CACN subunit beta associated regulatory protein (gene CBARP). Gene Ontology annotation, cellular component: plasma membrane; secretory granule. The record is from RefSeq and is a predicted model, not a curated record. The transcript is spliced from 10 exons. Gene Ontology annotation, molecular function: transmembrane transporter binding. Gene Ontology annotation, biological process: negative regulation of calcium ion-dependent exocytosis; negative regulation of voltage-gated calcium channel activity. NCBI's taxonomy places the organism in Eukaryota, Metazoa, Chordata, Testudines, Geoemydidae. The coding region runs from base 174 to 2552 and encodes 792 amino acids.